Messenger RNA from Colletotrichum spaethianum, 1083 nucleotides. RefSeq names its product NADP-dependent alcohol dehydrogenase 6. Gene Ontology annotation, biological process: alcohol metabolic process. The coding region runs from base 1 to 1083 and encodes 360 amino acids. Gene Ontology annotation, molecular function: zinc ion binding; alcohol dehydrogenase (NADP+) activity. The record is from RefSeq and is a predicted model, not a curated record. The transcript is spliced from 3 exons. NCBI's taxonomy places the organism in Eukaryota, Fungi, Ascomycota, Sordariomycetes, Glomerellales, Glomerellaceae.
AUGAGCUAUCCCGAGAAGUUUCAAGGGUUCUGUGUUUCAGGCCCGAAAAGCUGGAAUCAGUUCAAGAAAGAAACACUCACUCCUAAACCGUUUGGAGAUCGCGACAUUGAUGUGCAGAUCGAAUGCUGCGGUGUCUGCGGAUCCGAUGUGCAUACUAUCACUGGAGGCUGGGGUGAGUACGAGGGUCCCCUGUGUGUUGGCCACGAGGUUGUUGGCAAGGCGGUUGCCGUUGGAAAGAGUGUGAAUGACAUUCAGGUUGGCGACAGGGUGGGUGUUGGAGCUCAGGUAUGGGCUUGCUUGAAAUGCGACCAGUGCAAGAACGAGAAUGAGAACUAUUGCCCUCAUUUGGUUGACACUUACAACGCCACGUAUGAGGAUGGCAGCCAAGCACACGGCGGUUUCGCCAGCCAUAUCCGCGCUCAUGAGUAUUUCACAUUCAAGAUUCCUGACGCGAUAAAGUCAGAAGACGCCGCACCUCUCAUGUGUGCCGGGUUAACAACGUACUCGCCACUUGUUCGUGGCGGUGUAGGCCCUGGCAAGAAGGUCGCUGUUGUCGGCAUCGGCGGCCUCGGUCACCUCGGCGUCCAAUGGGCUAAGGCUCUAGGCGCAGAGGUCUAUGCCAUCACUCACUCUCCCGACAAGGCUGAAGACUGUAAGAAACUCGGCGCCAAGGAGGUUAUCAACUCCAAUGAGAAGGACUGGGCGAAGCCAUAUGCCUUCAAAUUCGACUUCAUCCUCAACUGCUCCGAUAUGACCAAUGAGUUCGACCUUCAGACCUACUUAUCAACGCUCACGGUUGGCGGCCAUUUCCACAUGGUCGGUCUACCUGACAAGCCUCUGCCUCAAUUUCCUGCGGCGCUGUUCACGACCAACUCGGCAAAAAUGACUGGUAGCCACAUUGGAAACAAUCAGGAGAUGAAUGCUCUACUGAAAUUAGCGGCGGAGAAGGGCAUCGCUCCGUGGGUCGAAACAAUUGACAUGUCUGAGGAGGGAUGUAAAGAGGCCGUUGAGCGGGUGAAAGAGAACAAAGUUCACUACCGGUUCACCUUGGUCGGACACCAGAAGGCUUUUGGAACGGCCUAA